Cyprinus carpio (common carp) is the source of this 5059-nucleotide messenger RNA. Its product is annotated as diacylglycerol kinase theta-like. Gene Ontology annotation, biological process: intracellular signal transduction; diacylglycerol metabolic process; lipid phosphorylation. The record is from RefSeq and is a predicted model, not a curated record. Lineage: Eukaryota; Metazoa; Chordata; Actinopteri; Cypriniformes; Cyprinidae. Gene Ontology annotation, molecular function: ATP-dependent diacylglycerol kinase activity.
CUCUACUACAGGCGGAAGUUACAGGCGCUUGUGUUGGUGAAUAUCUCCCGUGGUGAGAAAGUGAAAAGCAGCGCAAAUGAUAAGCAGCAGGCGUUUAUGACGAUUUUAACAUCAGCACAUCAUAUAUGCGAACGCGGUGGCUUUAUUUUCCCUUCCUGCACUGGCAGACUGCUGGUUUUCGUCGGUAAAGGCAGACUGGGAUAUUUAUUGAGUUUGAUGUCUGCUUAGAUGGUAUCGUGAAGGUAUCACAGUAACUAACACACGCGCUUUGAUUGAAACAUUCAGACACUCUGUUACUCUGAUACAUUUUGGUCAAACUGCGCGUUUCCGACUCUUUUUAAUACGCUGAAGCGGGAGAGAAGAAACAUUCACUUUAUUCAGCGAUGACUCGAUUGGGUUUAACAUAACUGCUUAAUCACCCUAUGUGACUUCCACAACAGCCAACCUAGUGGACCCUUUUAUCUUAGGCGUUUUGCACUGGAUUUACAUUGGAAGUGACAGAGAUGGCAGACGGCGGUCGGGUGAAGCACGACAGCUCGAGCUCGAGCCCCGGACCCAGGAGGAUAAGGACGCAGCAGUCGCCCGGUUCAAAGGCGCGGUAUUCGGUUAACGCUCCCGGACACUGCUUUCGGAGAGUGACCCUGACCAAACCGACCUUCUGCCAUCACUGCAGCGACUUCAUAUGGGGAAUUGUCGGGUUUGUUUGUGAAGUGUGUAACUUCAUGUCACACGAGAAGUGUUUGAAGCAUGUUAGGACCGUGUGUUCCUGUAUGGCUCCCACCCAAGUUCGGGUUCCUGUAGCGCACUGCUUCGGUCCCGCCGGUCAGAAGAAGAGGUUCUGCUGUGUUUGCCGGAAGCAUCUUGAAGGCAGUUCGGCUUUGCGCUGUGAAGUGUGUGAGCUACACGUGCACAGCGACUGUGGCCCGUUCAGUGUUAGCGACUGUCGUGUCUGCCACCAAGAUGGAGGGCAAGACAUUGACAUGUACCAGCACCACUGGCGGGAGGGAAACAUGUCCUCAGGUGCCCGCUGUGAGGUGUGUCGUCGCACCUGCAGUUCUUCGGACACCCUGGCUGGCAUGAGAUGCGAGUGGUGUGGUGUUACAGCACAUGCGUCAUGUUACAUAAUCAUCCCCCCAGAGUGUGGCAUGGGGCGGUUGCGGAACAUGAUUCUUCACCCCAGCUGUGUGCGGAUCUGCUCGCGGAACUUCAGCAAAAUGCACUGUUACAGAAUCUCGGAAAAUUCCCAACACAGCGAGAUGGAUAACCUGGAUGGUGUCGAUACUCAGAGUCCAGUAACUUCAAAGGAAACUCAGUCUACAGGAUCACCUGAGACGGGUAAACAGACGCUGAAAGUGUUUGAUGGCGACGAUGCAGCUAAGCGGAAUCAGUUUCGUUUGGUUUCAAUCCCUCGAAUAAUCAAGAAUGAGGAAGUAGUGGAAGCAUCGCUCAGAGCGUUCUACAUCCCAGAUGAACCGCAGGAUUACGAGCUACAGAGUUACAGCCAACAGGGACUGUUUACAGAUGACAUCAUCAACCGUAACGGCACGCCAGACAACAAGCCCAUUUUUAAGGAUACAGUGUCUGAUUCCUGGCUGCUCAGAUCAAAACCCAGAGAAGUGGAAGUGGUGAAGAUUUAUCUCGGCUCGCUCAAGGUUGGAGUCACCUCAGUUACUGCUGGGAAAAGCAACACAGUAGAAUCAAUCAUAAAGGAAGUGCUCUCACAAAUAGGAAAACAGAAUGAAAACCCUGCUGACUUCAACCUUGUAGAAGUUUUUAUGAGCAGCAAACAAGUGCAACGGCAAGUCCUCGGCGGUCAGGAGAUUUUAUUGGACAAACUGCAGGAGAUACGGAAGACGUCGUUGCGACAGAUGAAUCAGACACGGUUUUACAUCGAGGAAAGCAGGAAUCGUGUGGCACAAGUCAAUCUGCUCUUGGGAGGCUUUCCGACACAGCUUGACAGAGAGGAAUACACACACCUGCUUUCCGAACACCUCGCAGUCAAAAGUCAUUUGGUCACCAUCACUCACGUGUACUCUGGACAAGGUGCAGUGGUUUUGCAGAUCAGCUGUUUCUCAGAGGCAGAGAGGAUUUACAUGCUGGCCAAAGACACAAGCAUCAGCGGCAAACAGCUCUACUCACUUGUCAUACCUGAGAUCAUGCAAAGCAAGCUGGCCAAAGGAAGUUGCCCGCUGCUAGUCUUUGUCAAUCCUAAAAGUGGUGGAUUAAAGGGCAGAGAGAUCUUGUACAGUUUCCGGAAACUUCUAAACCCUCACCAAGUGUUUGAGCUGACCAGCGGAGGACCACUUCCUGGGUUGCACACAUUCAGGGACGUCCCUCACUUUCGUAUCUUGGUGUGUGGAGGAGAUGGCACAGUGGGAUGGGUGCUGGGGGUUCUGGAGUCCAUCCGGCACAAAAUCACCUGUCGAGAGCCAGCAAUUAGCAUUAUACCAAUGGGCACCGGGAACGAUCUGGCUCGGGUGUUGCGAUGGGGGCCGGGCUACAGCGGCGAGGACCCCUACAACAUCCUGCUGUCUGUGGACGAGGCAGAGGAAGUUCAAAUGGAUCGCUGGACAAUUCUUCUGGAUGCACAGGAAAUGACAGAGGAUGGUGAAGUGAAUGGCUUCCUAGAGCCACCCAAGAUUGUGCACAUGAAUAAUUAUUUUGGGCUGGGAAUUGAUGCUGAACUGAGUCUGGACUUUCAUCAUGCACGUGAGGAGGACCCAGACAAGUUUAAUAGCAGGUUUCACAAUAAAGGUGUUUACGUAAAGGUGGGCCUGCAGAAGUUGAGUCACACACGAAACCUUCAUAAAGACAUCAGCCUGCAAGUGGACAGACAGGACUUGGAACUGCCCAGUAUAGAGGGACUGAUAUUCCUCAACAUUCCCAGCUGGGGUUCUGGUGCUGACCUGUGGGGCUCAGACAGUGACUCUCGGUUUGAGCGGCCCAGGAUAGACGAUGGGAUGCUGGAGGUUGUGGGAGUUACUGGUGUUGUGCACAUGGGUCAGGUUCAGAGUGGGCUGCGUUCUGGGAUUCGUCUCGCUCAGGGCAGCUACAUACGUAUCAGUGUGAACAAACCCAUUCCAGUGCAGGUGGAUGGAGAACCCUGGAUACAAUCACCUGGACAAAUCAUCAUCUCUGCUGCGGGACCAACGGUGUGCAUGCUGAGAAAGUCCAAGACCAAGCAGAAGAAACAAUCAGGCAGUUUGAAGGAAGGCCGUUCUGACAGUUCAGCUCCCAGUGACGGUGGGCAGUGACAAAACGCACAAACACUUCAUCGACAGCCCUUUACUGUCACCUUGACAACAUUUCUUUUAGUCUGUCCUCUGUUCUUUGUUACAUUCUGGGUUGGUAUCAAUGCUACUUUAAUUACUUUAGCUGAGCUAUUACGCAUUACACUGACAUCUCUAUCAUCUCAUAGUCUGUAGCGUUCAAAUGUCUGACAAUAGCACUGCAGUCUGUUACUCAGGACUUUAGCUGCCCUAGGCUUGUUUUUGCCUUAGAUUCAUGCUGGUGUAGAUAUUUUUGUUGGUUUUAUUUUGAUUGCCAAGCUGCAUCUUCUAUUCAAAGGGAAUAUUGUCUUAAAGUAGUCCAUCACUGAAAGGCUACGGCGCAUAUUAAUAAGCAACCAGUAUUUAAUCACAUUGUGUGCAUCACAAAUACCAAAAAAUACACUUUUGUGAACAUCACCAAGUUACGAUAAUCACUCUCGUUUCGCAUAUGGUGGCCUUUUUGGUUUACGGUACCUCACCUGGUCAUUUUUCAUCUUUGAAAUUAUUACCUUUAAUGUCUUACUUGAAGUUUAUUUGCAAUAGCAGCCCCCUAGUAGCUUUCUACAAGUAUCUGAACCAAAUGAAUGCAGUAAAAAUGUACAAAUAACUCCAUUAAGAGCACGUUUGAUUGUAUAAGUGUGUCAGGGAGAGAUUAUUGUCUUUGUAUAUCAGUUUUGUAGCUUUCUCAGCUGUGAGAUUGUAGGCGCAAUCAUGCGCCUCAAGAAAACGUGAGUAAACAAAUGUGGCGUCAUCACAGCCGUUUUGUAAAAGCCGGAUGAAUAUUAAUAGCUUUUCGAACAUGUGUGGUACCGAAAAAUACUGUGAAACGCUAUUAAAGAGUUGUGGAUUUUACGAAGGAUGAAUGUUUGUAAAUGUGGACACAUACACCACUUUUGGUGUUAAUCGUAAUAUAAUGCCGUACGAUACUUGAUACAACAUUCCAUGCAAGAUCACGUAGCAUAUGUGGUAUUUUACAUGGUGCCAGUUAGUGUAACUGGUCAUAUGAACCUUUAAGCCAACGUAGCUUUAUCAUGUUCUGGGGAAAGCAUUGAUUUGUAAGUAAAUAAAUUUGUUACUGUUAUCUGACAUAGUCGUGUAAAGCUACUCAUCCUAUUGUAAAGCUAAAACUAGUGGCGAGCGCAGUGCUGUAAUAUACUGGCUAGUGUAAAUAUGGUGUCUGUACAGUGACUGGUCAGCCCUGGAUUCAUGAGGCUGGCCUUAGAUUGUGUGUGUAUGAUCAGUUAGACUCUCCACUCCCCAUCAGUCUUGCAUUAUUGGCAGGCUGUUGCCCUGAAAAAGUGCUGGAUGCAUGGCAAAGCCUCGACCGUCUGACUUCAUCUACCUCGUCUCUCCGGCACACAUCACUUCGAGAAUCAAGUUCUGCCAAGUUCUCCCAAAGACUUGCACUUCAUGGGUUGUGUCUGGGAAUAUUCGGAAUAGGUCAGAUAGGUCAGGUUAGAUGCCUAUUGAAUUGAACAGAUGAAAAUGAAGCUGUGAGGGAUAGACCUGCGGUCUUUACCAUGGCAUGCACUUUAUAAAAAGAUCCUAUAUCAUGGAAUUUUUCACAACUCACAAUUUUCAAAAUGGAGUAUUUUACGGAGUAUUUAUUUUUUCAUCAUUGUUGUUACAUCAGCUAAACAGUCGGAAUGUUGUUAAAGAGCAGUACAAUCCAUUGAAGACACUGUACUUCUGUCACUCACAGCCUCGUUUUCAUCCCUGGCAGAAAUUAAUUAUGGCGCUACAUUAAGGUGUGGGAUGACGAAUAUGAAAAUCUGACCAAGAUUAUACAG